UAAGCAUUAGUCUCCGCCCAUCUGGAAGCAGCACGAUAGAUGUUUGGAGGCGAAUCGCUGGCAGCUAUUUUUAUUGGCUUGGCACGUUGUCUGUCGAUAAAGUACUUGGCAACUGUCUCCUCAAGCAAAGGACGGUGCUGGGGAUGCGACGUAGGAGCAGGCACAAAAUGGUCUGUAAAGACUCCUAACCAUACUGCAUCUGAGGUGAAUGCUGUGGGGACCAGCCUGGAUCAGAGCAGCAUACAAGUGAUGUGAACAUUGCUGUGUAAUAUCUGGGAAGUGCAGAUAACCUCCUAAGAUUACAGCCAUGCUAAGGGAUACCAUGAAGUCUUGGAACGAGAGCUCUGACGUUUAUAGCAGUGACCAAGAAGAGGAGGAAGAGGAGGAGGAAAUGAUUUUUGGGGAAAAUGAUGAGGACCUUGAGGAGCUGAUGGAUCUCAGUGAUCUCCCCACUUCGCUUUUUGCUUGUAGUGUUCAUGAUUCUGUCUUUGAAAUGGAAGAGCAGAAGGAAAGAUUUACUGCUCUUUUCAGAAUAUAUGAUGAGCAGGUAUCAUUCCAGCUGUUCAAAAGCUUCAGGCGAGUGAGAAUUAACUUCAGCAACCCAGAAGCUGCAGCAAGGGCAAGAAUUGAACUGCAUGAAUCCGAUUUCAAUGGGAAAAAGUUAAAAUUAUACUUUGCACAGGUGCAAGUGACUAAUGAAGAGGGUGAGAAAUCUUUUCUAUUGCCACCCCAACCAACGAAGCAGUUUCUGAUAUCACCUCCUGCUUCCCCUCCAGUAGGGUGGAAACAAAGCGAGGAUCCAACUCCAGUUAUUAACUAUGAUCUGCUCUGUGCCGUUUCCAAACUCGGCCCAGGAGAGAAGUAUGAGCUCCACGCAGGAACAGAAUCCACACCCAGCGUAGUGGUUCACGUAUGCGAGAGUGAUAAUGAAGAAGAGGAGGAUGACGGAAAGGUGCCCAAACAGAAAAUAGUACAGACAAAGCGCCCUGCUCAACCUCCUGCAGUUUUAAACUAGUCCAAAUCUUUUAAUCUAUUCAAAUGUAGAAUGUUCAGAAAAUAUAUCUAUAAAGGGAAUUGUAGUUCUUACUAUUCAUACAUUGUAUAUAGCUAAAGACAAUCUAGGUAAUCAUAUCAAAAGUGGUAUAAAUGCUGUAUUUAUUUUU
Messenger RNA from Xenopus laevis (African clawed frog), 1163 nucleotides. It is a transcript of the gene rcan3.L, whose product is annotated as RCAN family member 3 L homeolog. Bases 308 to 1015 code for a protein of 235 amino acids. The record is from RefSeq and is a predicted model, not a curated record. The transcript is spliced from 6 exons. Gene Ontology annotation, molecular function: calcium-dependent protein serine/threonine phosphatase regulator activity; nucleic acid binding. Gene Ontology annotation, biological process: calcium-mediated signaling. NCBI's taxonomy places the organism in Eukaryota, Metazoa, Chordata, Amphibia, Anura, Pipidae. Gene Ontology annotation, cellular component: nucleus; cytoplasm.